GAUCCUAUGAAUCAAAGACAGUCAAGCCCACUUUUGUUAAAGGAACAAAUUAAGAGAUCAACGCUCUGUGAGAUCGCUCUCCGUUCUCUCUCUCUCUCUCUGUCUCUCUCUCUCUCUCACACAGAGCCAAAUCGAUCGCCGUCUCACACGUUUCAAAGAGCCCAUUUCCGAGGCGCAAUCCGAAGAAAAAUCAAUUCCUCCCACAUGGCAAAGAGGGAUGUCUGUUGUUCUACUCAACUUAUUGAUGGAGACGGUGAAUUCAAUGUCAAUGGAAUCGAUAAAUUUAUUAAGGAGGUGAGAUUAGGCGAAUGUGGACUGUCAUAUGCUGUAGUCUCGAUCAUGGGUCCACAAAGUAGCGGGAAGAGCACUUUACUAAAUCAUUUGUUUGGGACCAACUUUAGGGAGAUGGAUGCUUAUACAGGAAGGUCCCAAACAACUAAAGGUAUUUGGUUGGCAAGAUGUGGUGGUAUCGAGCCUUGCACUCUUGUUAUGGAUUUGGAGGGUACAGAUGGAAGAGAGCGUGGAGAGGAUGAUACUGCAUUUGAGAAGCAGAGUGCCCUUUUCGCUCUUGCUGUUUCAGAUAUAGUGCUAAUAAACAUGUGGUGUCAUGAUAUUGGUCGUGAGCAAGCGGCAAAUAAGCCUCUUCUAAAGACUGUAUUCCAAGUCAUGAUGCGAUUGUUUAGUCCACGCAAAACAACUUUGAUGUUUGUCAUACGUGAUAAAACAAGGACACCACUGGAAAAUUUAGAACCUGUUCUAAGGGAAGAUAUUCAGAAGAUAUGGGAUGCUGUUCCUAAACCCCUUGCGCACAAGGAAACUCCACUAAGUGAAUUUUUUAAUGUUGAAGUUGUUGCUCUUUCUAGUUUUGAAGAAAAAGAAGAGCAAUUUAAAGAGCAGGUUGCUAGCUUGAGACAACGAUUCUUUCAUUCUAUAACGCCUGGUGGGCUUGCCGGAGAUCGACGAGGAGUAGUUCCCGCUUCGGGGUUUUCUUUUAGUGCACAACAAAUCUGGAAAGUUAUCAAGGAGAACAAGGACCUCGAUCUUCCCGCUCACAAGGUCAUGGUGGCUACUGUACGCUGUGAAGAAAUCGCCAAUGAAAAGUAUUCCUCUUUUGCUGCAAAUGAGGACUGGUGUCACUUAGUAGAGGCUGUACAGUCUGGUCCUAUCCCUGGCUUUGGGAAGAAGCUCAGUUCAAUCCUCGAUGCUUUUCUAUCACAGUAUGAUGCAGAAGCUACAUAUUUUGAAGAAGGUGUCAGAUCUGCAAAGCGGAAGCAGCUUGAAGAAAAAUUGCUGCAGCUUAUCCAACCGACAUUCCAAUCUGUGCUGGGACACAUAAGGUCAGGAACUUUAGAAAAAUUCAAGGAAGUAUUUGAUAAAGCUCUGAAUGGAGGGGAAGGGUUUUCUUUGGCCUCUCGUAACAGCGUACAAUUUUGUAUGGCUCUGUUUGAUGAAGGAUGUGCAGAUGCUGUUAUUGAACAAGUAAACUGGGACAUGUCUAAAGUCAGGGAUAAACUUCGACGUGAUAUAGAUGCACAUAUUGCUUCCAUUCGUGCUGCCAAGCUUUCUGAAAUUAUUACUCUGCAUGAGGCAAAACUGAAAGAGGCAUUAUCAGCGCCUGUGGAAGCUCUUUUAGAUGGAGCUAGUAAUGAGACCUGGCCGGCCAUAAGAAAACUUCUUAGACGUGAGACUGAAGCUGCUGUCUCUGGGCUCUCUGGUGCACUUUCCGGUUUUGACAUGGAUGAACAAACAAAGGAUAAAAUGCUUGCAACUAUAGAGGACUAUGCAAGAGGAAUAGUUGAAGCAAAAGCAAGAGAAGAAGCUGGAAGGGCCCUGAUCCGUAUGAAGGACAGGUUUUCAACAUUGUUUAGUCAUGAUUCUGAUUCAAUGCCACGCGUUUGGACUGGGAAGGAAGACAUUCGAGCAAUCACCAAAACUGCUCGCUCUGCGUCCUUAAAGUUGCUGUCAGUUAUGGCUGCCAUCCGUAUGGAUGAUGAUGAUAAUGAUGGUAUCGAGAAAACACUAUUUGUUGCUUUGGUGGAUUCCGGCAAUGCUGCUGUUAAGGAUAGGAGCAUCACAACAUUUGAUCCACUGGCAUCAAGCACUUGGGAAGAGGUUCCACCCUCAAAAACAUUGAUUACACCUGUCCAGUGCAAAUCUUUGUGGAGGCAAUUCAAGGCAGAGACUGAAUAUAGUGUCUCUCAGGCCAUUGCUGCACAGGAAGCCCACAAGCGGAGUAACAACUGGUUGCCACCACCAUGGGCAAUUGUUGCCUUGAUAGUCUUGGGCUUCAAUGAGUUUAUGACACUUCUCAGAAAUCCUUUGUAUUUGGGUAUAAUCUUUGUUGUUUUUCUACUCCUGAAAGCCUUAUGGGUGCAGUUGGACAUUUCGGGUGAAUUUCGCAACGGUGCUCUUCCUGGGCUUAUCUCCUUGUCUUCCAAGUUCCUUCCCACUGUCAUGAAUCUUCUUAAAAGACUAGCAGAGGAGGGGCAAAUGCCUGCAACUAAUGAUCCACAAAGAAACCCUGCACUAGCAUCAAAAAGCUUUAGGAAUGUAGUAGGUGCCAGUAGUGAAACAUCAUCUAGUGCUUCAUCUGAAGUAACUUCAUCUGAAUACUCCAGCCCCGCAAAAGAAGACUAAAGGAACUCAUCCAUCUGGUUCAAGGAGCAAUUUUUUUCCAUUUGAAAAUGCUGGUGUUCUGCUCGCUCACACGUGUACGGUCCACGAAUGUAUCUCUUGUGAGCUUACGAGAGGAAUAGGUGUUGGAAGGCAUUGAUUUUUGUUGAAGUGCCGCAUAUGGGGGCUGUUGGUUUUUCGUCAGGAAGCGCCCACCCCCCCCCCCCCCCCCCCAUUAAUAGUUGUUACAUUGAAGUUAGGUGCUUUAUUUUGUUUGUUGGGUAAGCAACAGGUCUCUUGUUUGUCAUUUACUGAUGGUCUUUUAUUAUACUGGUUUGUAUUCAUCUUGUCAGUUGUAAUGCUGUGGUUGCAAUUUACUGAAAUUUGUUGAUGAACCCUUUUAUUUCUUUCAUUAGAAACCGGCUGGAAAGCUAAUUUUGCAGAAUAAGUAUGCAAGAGAGAUCAGUUAUUAUUGUCUGCAACUAUUAAUUGCACAAAGUGUGGCCGGAAAAUUGAAGGCUGCUCAAAUUCUGAUUCAACUACUUAGUUACUUUGUAAA
Alnus glutinosa is the source of this 3172-nucleotide messenger RNA. Its product is annotated as protein ROOT HAIR DEFECTIVE 3. Gene Ontology annotation, biological process: endoplasmic reticulum membrane fusion. Lineage: Eukaryota; Viridiplantae; Streptophyta; Magnoliopsida; Fagales; Betulaceae. The transcript is spliced from 23 exons. The record is from RefSeq and is a predicted model, not a curated record. Gene Ontology annotation, molecular function: GTPase activity; GTP binding. Gene Ontology annotation, cellular component: endoplasmic reticulum. Bases 7 to 2637 code for a protein of 876 amino acids.